This is a messenger RNA of Acanthaster planci (crown-of-thorns starfish), 5875 nucleotides long. RefSeq names its product DExH-box helicase 9 (gene dhx9). Gene Ontology annotation, cellular component: intracellular anatomical structure; ribonucleoprotein complex; nucleolus. Gene Ontology annotation, biological process: positive regulation of transcription by RNA polymerase II; regulation of mRNA processing. Lineage: Eukaryota; Metazoa; Echinodermata; Asteroidea; Valvatida; Acanthasteridae. The record is from RefSeq and is a predicted model, not a curated record. Gene Ontology annotation, molecular function: ATP hydrolysis activity; RNA helicase activity; 3'-5' DNA helicase activity.
UUGGGGUUGCACUGCACUAGCACUAGUACUGCGGACUGGCGCGACACGCAUUAGUACAAUAGGCCACAAAUUACAAAUUCAAUACAUUGCCAUAAAAGUCUCUUCGUGUGUCCCAUCCUCCAUGACAUGUCCUAUGAUUAUUUGUACAGAACCGUAAGUUUCCAGUAACACACAUCGAAAAAGUCAGCGUCGUUACAGUCUUAAGUUAAAAGGUCCAUCUUCACGUGGAAGUUUGCUGUGAUGGGUGAUGUCAAAAAUUUUCUGUACAGUUUCUGUGGCAAGAAGAAGGUGACCCCAGACUAUGAGAUCAAGAACUCUGGCCCCAAACAUCGGCAGAGGUUUUUGUGUGAAGUUCGAGUGCCUGGCUACAAUUACGUUGGAGCAGGGAACUCCACAGGGAAGAAAGAUGCUCAGACCAAUGCUGCUAAAGACUUUUUACUGUACCUGGUACGAGUAGGAGAAGUCAGGGAAUCAGACAUACCAACAUUAGCACUGCCCACACAUGAAGAAAGUCAACCCCCAUGUGAACUGCCAACAGGAGUGUCCCUGGCCCCUCACCUUGCUGUUGGAGAUUUAGCAUACCCUCCAAAAGGUGGUCCCAAUAUUGGACAGGAAGAUCAAAGGGAUAGUGGACUGCCAUCCUACCAGCGGAAUUUCUUUGAUAGGAGAGGGGAGAAGAGGAACAUUGAAGAGUCUGAAAACUUAGAUCUGAAUGCUGGUAUCCAUGGCAACUGGACACUAUCUAAUGCAAAGUCACGUCUGCACCAGUAUCUCCAGGUGAACCGUCUACCAGCUGAAUACAAGUACUCAUCAGUCGGUCAAGACCACAACAGGAGUUAUGUGGCAGAGCUAUCCCUCUACAUCAAGUCAUGCCGACGCACCAUCCAUGCUAGGGAGCAAGGGUCCAACAAGAAAACAGCAUCACUGUCUUGUGCCCUCUCUCUUGUCAGACAGCUGUAUCAUAUGGGAGAGAUUGAAGCUUUCACAGGACAAACCAAGAAACGAAAGACUGAAAAUCUUGAGCCUUAUAAUGUGGCCUUAGUUGGAGAAGUGGAGGCCAAACUAACAGAUGUACUUGAUCAGCUGAAACUACAUUUUGCUCCAGAGCCUGUUGGUAUGAUUGAACCUGUCCUGCUUACUGUGGAGAAGAAUGAACAGACUUUUGAGAACCCAGAGGGCCCCAGGGGUGCUUAUGGAGUCUCCUGGUCACCCCCUCAACCCAACUGGAAUCCAUGGCUCAACUGUAACAUUGAUGAGGGGCCAUUAGCACAAAUGACAUUGGAAGAUGUCAGCAAAGAACUCUAUCAGGACUCGCAGCAUAAAAGGCAGGAUCUCAGGUUUCAAAAGAUGUUGGAAGAACGACAUUCCCUACCCAUCUUUGAGACCCAGCAGAUUAUUGUGGACACCAUUGCUUGCAACCCUGUGGUUAUCAUCCGUGGAGCCACUGGCUGUGGCAAAACUACACAGGUCCCCCAGUUCAUCCUGGACAGCUUUAUUGAGAGAAUGAGGGGAGCUUUCUGCAACAUCAUUGUCACCCAGCCUCGUAGGAUUAGUGCUGUGUCCAUUGCUGAGCGAGUUGCUGUUGAGAGAGGGGAAGAUCUUGGCAUUAGCUCUGGUUACUCAGUGCGAUUUGAUACAGUAAGGCCACGCCCUCAAGGGGCAGUGCUCUUCUGUACUGUUGGUACUCUACUUCGGAAGUUGGAGGCUGGUCUGAGAGGUGUGUCCCAUGUUAUUGUGGAUGAAAUUCAUGAACGAGAUCUUAACACUGAUUUUCUGCUAGUGGUCCUACGUGACAUGCAGAGAGCCUUUCCAGAGAUGCGCAUCAUUCUGAUGUCAGCUACCAUUGAUACUACCAUGUUCAGUCAGUACUUUGGUGACUGCCCUAUUGUUGAAGUCUAUGGGCGAUCAUAUCCUGUGCAAGAAUAUUAUCUGGAGGAUAUUGUCCAGAUGUUGAACUUUGUUCCACCUGCCAACAUAAGGAAAAAUAAAAACAAGAAGGAUGAUGAUGAUGAAGAGGAAGCUGAAGAUGAAUUCAGUGAGAACCUAAACAAGCAAGUUUCCACUCAGUAUUCAGAACGAACCCGUAAUGCUAUGGCACAGAUGAGUGAGAAGGAGAUGAACUUUGACCUAAUUGAGGCAUUGCUGACCUACAUCAAGAACCUCAAUGUGCCUGGUGCUGUCCUUGUGUUUCUGCCUGGUUGGAACUGGAUCUUUGCCCUAAUGAGGCACUUACAAGAACAUCCAAAAUUUGGUAACCGUGACUACUUGAUCCUGCCAUUGCAUUCUCAGAUUCCCAGGGAGGACCAGCACCGAGUCUUUGAAUCAGUACCAAAGGAAGUGACAAAGAUCAUUUUGUCCACCAACAUUGCUGAGACCAGCAUCACCAUUAAUGAUGUGGUGUAUGUGAUUGACAUCUGCAAAGCUAAGACAAAGCUUUUUACAUCCCACAACAACAUGACCAAUUAUGCCACCAUCUGGGCAUCCAAGACCAACCUGGAACAACGGCGUGGCAGGGCUGGUCGUGUGCGCCCAGGUUUCGCAUUCCACCUUUGCAGCCGGGCACGCUUUGACAAACUAGAAGAGUAUACCACUCCAGAAAUCUUUCGUACUCCUCUCAAUGAACUGGCCCUGACAAUCAAAUUGUUACGACUGGGCAACAUAGCAGACUUCUUGAACAAGGCUAUUGAACCACCACCCCUGGAUUCAGUUGUGGAAGCUGUAGCUGCCUUGAAAGAUAUGCAUGCAUUGGAUAUGCAAGAAGAGUUGACUCCUCUUGGUAAGAUUCUUGCCAAGAUGCCUAUGGAGCCUAAGUUGGGCAAGAUGAUCAUACUUGGCUGCUGCUUGUUUGUUGGAGAUGCCAUGAGCAUAAUAGCAGCCAGCACAGUUUUCUCAGAGCCUUUCAUCACCCACAUGGGCAAGGUGACUAACUUACACAAGUCAUACUGUGGCAUUCGUCACAGUGACCACGUCGCUGUACUGGGAUGCUUUCAAGAAUGGGAACAGACUCUGUCCAAUGGGGGUGAAGAUGGUGCUAUGAAUUACUGUGAUCGCAAACAGCUGCAGAUGACCUCCCUUCGUAUGAUCUACGAAGCUAAGAAUCAACUAAAGGAUAUCCUAGUAAUGGAAGGAUUUCCAGAACAAUGCCUGGAGCCAGAGUACUUCAACUUUGGGGGACCAGACAUAAAGCUAGAGGUGGUUGUCAGCCUUCUGGCCAUGGGCCUGUCUCCAAACAUUUGCUACCAUAAAGAGAAGCGCAAGUUACUGACUACAGAGAACAAGGCAGCCCUCAUCCACAAAUCAUCUGUUAACUUCAGCAAGUUUGACCAGACAUUCCCUUCACCAUUUUUUGUCUUCACAGAAAAGAUCCGCACACGUGCUGUGUCUGCCAAGGGAAUGACUAUGGUGUCUCCACUGCAGCUGCUAUUGUUUGGUGCAAGGUCCAUUGAAUCUUGUGAUGGUUUGAUCAGGCUUGAUGAUUGGAUUCAACUUCGCAUGCCUCAUGCCUCAGCAGCCAAGAUUGUGGCCUUGCGGCCAGCAAUUGAAGCCCUGAUCUUUAACAUGACAGCUAACCCUGACAGCAUAAUGUCGCCAUCUACUCAGGAUGAAAUGCUACUUAAUAUCAUUCGUGAGUUAUCCUCAGCCAAGGCUGGAUUCUUUGGAAAUCCCCCAGAGGAUUCAGGACAACAGGGACGAGGCAGAGAUCAACCAGGACCAUCUCGAUUCAGAUUUUCGACCCCACCUGGCUACUCUGGAGGCCAAAGAGGUGACAGGGGUAGCAGGAGCUUCAGGGAUCACUUCAGAGGGGGAAGAGGGGGUGGAGAGUAUGAAGGUAGAGGAAACUUUGGGGGUGGUAGGGAACAUGGCUUUAGGGGAGUUGGCUACAGUGCUGGGAGGCAGGGAUUUCGGGGAGACAGAGGAAGAUUCAGUGGGUUUAGAGGCUACCGAGGUGGUAGGGGGAGGGGUGGAGGUGGUUUCAGAGGUGGGUACCAAGGGGGUUGGUAGAGGUAAAUGGUGAAAUAAAGGAAAAUAACCUUAGAUAAUGAAGAGUGUACGUCACAAGGUGAAAAAGAUGAAAAACAGAGAUCUGAAUCCCAGGAAAAUGUCAUGUAACUCUUAUAUAUCCAGUUAAAUUUUCUCAUGAUCAGGAACAUAUUGAAAAAUGGUACAUGUAAGGAGUACAGUGGCAUUUAAUGAAAAAGUAGAGUAUGCAUUUGCAGUAUUUCAUAAUUUGUAGGUCUUACAAGUGUAUCACAAAGAUAAAGAACAAUCAAAAUAUUGAUCGGUUCACUGAUGUGACAUUUGAAUAAAUGAAUAGGGUUGAGAUGACAGCUGCAUGUUGGCAAAUCUAGAGGAGACUGACAAAUAGAAGAGGAAACAUGAAGUCUCAGAAUUAACUUUUCUUUGUUGUUUUUUAUUUUGGGGUGGUUUAGUGUAUUUGCUUCUUGUUUGGAUUUCUUUUAUAACCUUUUUGCUUUGCGUGGUCUUGAUUUUUGCUGUGGGAUUUGUAGAAUCUGCUUAAACUGAUUUGUAUUGUGGUUGAUUUUUGUUGAUUAAUUUAAUGUUCCACUCAUAUGGUGCAUUGUUCAUGUUUUUAUAUUAAAAUUGUUGAAUGGUUGAUACUCUUUAUCUUGAUGAAGCUCUCUUUUCUAGAUACAUCUAGUUGCCUGAUAUUAGGCCAACAACUUUUCUUGGUUUCAAUGGUAUAUGUUUGAAAUGAUUUGUGAGCCUGAGAUUAGUCCAAAGCGGAAACAUAACUAAGAUUUGAACUUGUAUCUGCAGUAAUAAUAUGCUUGCUGUACAGAAUGUGCCAGCAUUUGGUAACCUUAGGGGAUGUCAUCACACAGGUGAACUGGGUACUGGUCUGAAUUUUUAAUAGUUACAAAUAUUAAACUGAAAGUGUGCUUGUGAUCUUGAACAAAAUUUUGAUACUGCACAAAAUAAGUGCUUGGUGACAUAUUGGGUCUUAAAUAAAACUUUGCCCUUUUGCAUAAUUCAGUGUUGACAUUCUAGUAUUACGCCACCGUUUGAUCUUAGAAAAAGUUUGCUCUAUAAAAAAGUUCAUUUUGAUUAAAAGAAGUUUGAAUGCGCCUUUGAAAAAUAGCAUUGGUCUUAAAUUGAUUCCUUGUCAUUCUCUGUAUAUAAGAUUUUGGUUGUAUUUUAUGAUUAUCUCUGCAACACCUAAUCAAAUUUAAAUGACAUUUUGAGUGUGUCAGUUUUGAAAAGAUGACACACAGUAAGUGUCAUUCGACACUAAAAACAAUAAUUCCUGACAAUUAUUUUGGGGAGAAAACAAAUGUUUCUCUAGGACCAGGGGAAAGUUCCCAGUUUGUAUCUCUCUUAAAUGUGGUAAAAAUUUACUACAAUUUCUUUUUCUAGGGGGGUGGGAGGCAGUAAUAUCAACGUAGCUGUGUAGUGUAAACUGCCCAGUAAAACAGACCACAUAAUUUUUCCCUCGAAGCAGUGUCCAGCUCAUGUGAGUCAGAAUUUCACAGAGGCAAAACUCGGCUAUAUAUCAGAGCAGGCUGAGUGUAACCGUAACAUUGCAUAUGUGCACUACACGUAUGUGUACUUAAUUGCUUCGGUUAAUUUUGUUUUCAUUGUUUAUAUUUGUAAAGGUUGUAGAUCUUAUGGAAACCCUUGAAUGGCUAUUAUACAUUACUUAAUAGUGUACUGCUUACAAAGUACCUGUAAGUUAGGAUAUAGAUUAAAUGACCAAUAUCGGAUACAUGUUAACUUGAUUAAUUUAGCCAUGGACUUUGUAAAGUGUUAGAAAUAAGAAAUCCCCUUUAAACAAUGAUUAAGUUCCAAGAAUAGAUUGUUUAUCAUAAAUACGUAGUAAUAAGUAAAAAGUAGUAAUUGAGCCAGGUAGAACUGA